AGUCGCUCCGUGGAGCCUCCUCCUCUCGCGAGAGGCGCGAGGCGUGGAGUCGACUGCUGGAGAGAAGCCGGGAGCGAACCUAGGCUGCAGUCUUGAUUCCCUUUUGGCCAGCAGUUUUUAGGUCUGUCAGUACUGCACUGCAAGAAUGGCAGAUUUUGGGAUCUCUGCUGGCCAGUUUGUGGCAGUGGUCUGGGAUAAGUCAUCCCCAGUGGAGGCUCUGAAAGGUCUGGUGGAUAAGCUUCAAGCGUUAACCGGCAAUGAGGGCCGCGUGUCUGUGGAAAACAUCAACCAGCUGUUGCAAUUCCCAGGAAGCACCACUCUGCACAGUGCUGAGAUUUUGGCUGAAAUCGCCCGGAUCCUUCGGCCUGGUGGAUGUCUUUUUCUGAAAGAGCCAGUAGAGACAGCUGUAGAUAACAAUAGCAAAGUGAAGACAGCAUCUAAGUUGUGUUCAGCCCUGACUCUUUCUGGUCUUGUGGAAGUGAAAGAGCUGCAGCGGGAGCCCCUAACCCCCGAGGAAGUACAGUCUGUUCGAGAACACCUUGGUCAUGAAAGUGACAACCUGCUGUUUGUUCAGAUCACAGGCAAAAAACCAAACUUUGAAGUGGGUUCUUCUAGGCAGCUUAAGUUUUCCAUCACCAAGAAGUCUUCUCCUUCAGUGAAGCCUGCUGUGGACCCUGCUGCUGCCAAGCUGUGGACACUCUCAGCCAACGAUAUGGAGGACGACAGCAUGGAUCUCAUUGACUCAGAUGAGCUGCUGGAUCCAGAAGAUUUGAAGAAGCCAGAUCCAGCUUCCCUGCGGGCUGCUUCUUGUGGGGAAGGGAAAAAGAGGAAGGCCUGUAAGAACUGCACCUGUGGCCUUGCCGAAGAACUGGAAAAAGAGAAGUCAAGGGAACAGAUGAGCUCCCAACCCAAGUCAGCUUGUGGAAACUGCUACCUGGGCGAUGCCUUCCGCUGUGCCAGCUGCCCCUACCUUGGGAUGCCAGCCUUCAAACCUGGGGAAAAGGUGCUUCUGAGUGAUAGCAAUCUUCAUGAUGCCUAGGAGGUUCCUGACAUGGGACCCAUCUGCUCCUCCAGCCAACUCCUGUUCCUCACAUCCCACCAUGGUGGCUCCUCCCACCUCCUCUGGAUUUGUUCACUCUGAGAUCUGUUUGCAGAGUGGGUGCUUAGCAGACAGAGUGAAGCUGGCUGGGGGGCACAGUGGUGUGUAGUGCUGCUGUGUAUCAAAAGACCAAGGUAUUAUGGGACCUGGUUACUCAGAAUGGGAUGGGUUUCUUCACCUCAUGUUAAGAGAAGGGAGUGUGUCCUGAAGAAGCCCUUCUUCUGAUGUUAAAAUGCUGACCAGAACGCUCUUGAGCCCAGGCAUCGUUGAGCAUUAACACUCUGUGACAGAGCUACAGACCCCUGCCUUGAGUCUCAUCUCAGCAAUGCUGCCACCCUCUUGUCUUUCAGAGUUGUUAGUUUACUCCAUUCUUUGUGACACGAGUCAAGUGGCUCACAACCUCCUCAGGGCACCAGAGGACUCACUCACUGGUUGCUGUGAUGAUAUCCAGUGUCCCUCUGCCCCCUUCCAUCCCCAACCACAUUUGACUGUAGCAUUGCAUCUGUGUCCUGUUGUCAUUUAUGUUAACCUUCAGGUAUUAAACUUGCUGCAUAUCUUGACAUAUCUUGAGAUUCUGCAUGUCUUGUAAAGAGAGGGGAUGUGCAUUUGUGUGUGAUGUUGGAUAGUCAUCCACGCUCAGUUUGGACCAUUGGAGGAACUUAGUGUCACGCACAAAUGGGGCUAUUCCUACGCUUAGAAUAGGGCUUGUCUGCCCACUUUAGAAGAGUCCAGGUUGGUGAGCAUUUAGAGGGAAGCAGGGCAGAACUCUGAACGACAAUACGUCUCUCUGAGCAGAGACCCCUUUGUUCUUGUUACCUACCCAUAUGGACUUGGAAUCAAUCUUGCCAAAUAUUUGGAGAGAUUGUGUGGAUUUAAGAGACCUGGAUUUUUAUAUUUUACCAGUAAAUAAAAGUUUUCAUUGGUA
Messenger RNA from Pan troglodytes (chimpanzee), 2024 nucleotides. It is a transcript of the gene CIAPIN1, whose product is annotated as cytokine induced apoptosis inhibitor 1. Lineage: Eukaryota; Metazoa; Chordata; Mammalia; Primates; Hominidae. Gene Ontology annotation, cellular component: cytoplasm. The transcript is spliced from 9 exons. Gene Ontology annotation, biological process: iron-sulfur cluster assembly. Bases 146 to 1039 code for a protein of 297 amino acids. Gene Ontology annotation, molecular function: iron-sulfur cluster binding. The record is from RefSeq and is a predicted model, not a curated record.